CAUGCAGCAUGUUUACACUCACAGUUUUCUCUCUCCAGGGAAACCAGAUCCUCAGUGGUCUCUCUUUGGCAGAGUACAAGACCACUCUGAAGAUGAUUGAGCAGGCAAUACUGGCUACGGACCUCGCCCUGUAUAUGAAAAGACGAGAAGAGUUCUUUGAACUGACCAAGAACAACCAGUUUGUUUGGGAGGAUGACCAUCACAGGGACCUCCUCAGGUCAAUGCUGAUGACUGCAUGUGACAUCUCUGCCAUCACUAAACCCUGGCCGGUUCAAAAAAGGGUAAAAAACAACAAUCAUCUACUCAGAUUUACCUUU
Molecule: messenger RNA, 317 nt
Organism: Poecilia latipinna (sailfin molly)
Lineage: Eukaryota; Metazoa; Chordata; Actinopteri; Cyprinodontiformes; Poeciliidae
Product: cGMP-specific 3',5'-cyclic phosphodiesterase-like
Exons: 3
Biological process (GO): signal transduction
Molecular function (GO): 3',5'-cyclic-nucleotide phosphodiesterase activity
Source: RefSeq, a predicted model, not a curated record